CUGACGAAACAGUGAUUCGCACCGCGAACACCAAUGCUCUUGUCCGUUGAAUGGUUUCGGAGUUUGAAAAAAAAUCGACGCAUUCAUCCAGCCGUAUUAUGAUUGAGACAAUGACGUGGCCGGUGUUUCGUCCUAGCUGCCCGGAUUAAAAUAGGCAAGAAAUUGCUACAGCGGCGACCGUCGGUGGCGUUCCAUUUGAAAGGAAAAAUGUAAUGCUUCAACACACCCCGUACAGCACUCACUUCGGAUGAUGUAAACAGCUUUGGAUAAGCACUACACGCUGUUAACUAUGCCCCGCGGUUGCUGGGAAAUUGAAGGAAUCGGUGUGAAUACUGGCUAACUUCAGCGACCACCGUGUAACUUUAAUUGUUGGGAAAUCUCCACUUUUCGUCGGUGUGUUGGGAGCUUACACUCCACCCGUGCCAGUGGCAAGAUGGAUUUGUCUGCAGGACGGGCAUGGUGGUGGAUAUUAACGGUGUGUCUCACCUUGCUGUCCACAGGUCGUCAGCUACUCGCCACAGAAGAGCACACUAGGUUGUUUCAGACGCUGUUUAAUGCCAACUACAGCCAUUUAAUCCGGCCUGUGAAGAACCAUGACACGGUCACUGUGGUGGAAAUGCUACUCUUCCUUGCCCAGGUUAUUCAGCUGGAUGAGAGGAAACAGACGCUGAAGAUAAAUGCUUGGGUGACACUGCUGUGGGAGGACGAGUACUUAAAAUGGAACCCCGAGGAUUACAAUAAUCUGAAGAACAUCAAAGUCCCGUCGGAAAAUAUCUGGAUGCCUGAUGUCACACUGUACAACAACGCAGACAAGUACACCAACUGGCUCAAAGGCCAGAUAGCCGUGAUCGACUACAACGGCUCCAUAAUGUGGGGAUGUCCACAGAUCUUCACCACCUAUUGCAAGAUUGACAUCACUACUUUCCCGUUCGACGAGCAGAUUUGUAAGCUCAAGUUCGGGCUCUGGCAGCACGACGCUUCGGAAGUCGUGGUGGUCGGGGCGGAUAAACAAGUCAACGCGUCUACUUCAGAUAGCGGAGGUGAUGAGACUGUCUUCAAAAGUGACGGCCAGUGGGACAUGAUAAGCAUGGAGGUGCACAGUAAUAAGGUCGAGUACCCUGACGACCCCGGCAAAAACUAUACAGACGUGCAAUAUGAGGUUUUAUUUCGGCGACGGCCACUGUACUACCUCUUUAACCUAAUCAUCCCUUGCAUGUUCCUGUCGUUGGUGUCGCUGUUGACCUUUUUCCUACCGCCGGAGUCUGGCGAGAAGGUUAGCCUGGGCGUGACUGUGCUGCUGUCACUGACUGUCUUCUUGCUUCUGGUGGCGGAGACCAUGCCACCCACCAGCACAGUGCCAAUAAUAGGCCAAUACUUUGCCUGUACCAUGGUCUUGAUCUCCAUCUCCAUCGGCAUGUCCGUAACAGUCCUCAACAUGCAUCAUCGGGGACCAGACUGUAAACCCGUUCCUCCCUGGAUCAAGCGCUACAUCUUGAACGGCAUCGGGAAGGUGCUGUUGCCGUCGGAGAGUAGCCGCUCCAAGCGCCGACCCACCAUCGGUGACAAGCUGGCCCACGAGCUGCGCUCCUGGGAGACCAAGAGCCUAGUGGCAGAGGUCACGUCCAACUCCACCUCUUCCCGGUCCCGGAUCAUCUCCAACGGUUGCGGGGGUCCCAACAGCAACGGGUCCGACGACGCCGAUCAGGACAAGCCCUCCGGAGGAGGGGGAGGUGGCGGUGGAGACGGAGGGCUAGGAUCGGUCCGGGACUCACUCCAUCGGAACCGCUCGCUCUACCUGGCGCUGCUCCGUGAGAUGCAGAAGAUCACCUUCAGUAUCGAGGUCGAGAUGAAUUCCAGGCGGGUGCAGACGGAAUGGAAGCGCGUGGCCAUCGUACUGGACCGGUUGUUCUUUUUGAUAUGCCUUGUGGGGUCAGCUGGUACCUUCAUCGUAUUCUUUGUGCAAGUCUGAUCAGAUAGAAGCCAGAACUCCAGUUAAAAAUACUACCCCAAAUUGUGUAUCUAUAGCCCCAAGCUGGAAAUCAUAAUAAUGGUUUCGAAAAUCACAAUCGUUACGAAUCGUCUGCAAAAUUCUCCACCAUCUUCAGCGUGGCAUUGUGUGAAACUCUUAUGCAGCCAAACCCAUUGCUUUCAAGCGAUAUAUAACUCCUGGUUCGUCUCCUUUGGACCACUGGAGUUUUUUGCCAUGUCGACCCCCAUUUUAACGCCAAAACUGGAAAAAUAACCCGGAGUAAACUUCAAAUAACGAGCAGGUACUUCUUGCAGGACCGCCUGAUGGCGCAGUUCAUCCAGCUCUCAACGUUCACUGAGGGCGCAGUUCUCUUUUGUUGGUUGGUAAAUAAUUGAGACAGGUCCGACUGGAGUUUUUAUUUUGACGAACCAGGGGACCGGUAGCUGUCCACAGAUGCGAUCUCCUGUUGAAUAAUUCUACUAAACGAGAGGUAUGAAAAAAAAUUAAAUGUGCUUAUUGAUAUUCUUGUGAUGACAUCUGUAAGUCACAGAGGAUCACCUUGAUGCCAUGUUGGAUGAAAUUUCGCCAGUAGGAAAGAAUCAUGGAGGAACCAGACGCCAUCAAGGCAAAUGAAUAGGUACAUUAUGAUGAAGAAAUUAUUACACUACUUGGAAGCAGAAAAGGAUUGGUUCAGGAGAAAGAUUUAAUUUACACUUCUAAAGGCUCAAAUUCACAAGACGAAAUCUGGUGAAAUCCGAUGCAGCUGAGUGUUUAUAGUUGGUGUCAUUUGAUCAAUGUCGAGAUCAUAACGCAAACGAAUGUAGUGACGCUUGCUUAGUGGGUUUGGAGAUGCGCACUGAGUCCUGCGUAUGUGGAGCUGAAUUAGUUGAUGGCACCGAUGGGCCUCGAGCUGGACCGAGAGAGGGCGCUCUUUUCUUAGCCAUUGAGGCCCAUUUGGUCUGAACUGAACGACUAGGAAAUGGGCGCGUCAGGGUCGCAUCGCAAACAAAGUGAAUACUCCCAACCAAUAUGAGUCUUGUGAACUCAUGAGGGGGUGCUUCUGUUCGAGUUGGAUACUGAUUGAGCUACACUGCACAAAAGUGGGUAAACUAUCUCAGUGCGGACAUCACAUACUGCAGUACUUGUACUCAUUUUGGAACCACUGUGUAUGCCCGGGCUAACAGAUAUAUUGCAUGAAACAUUGAGGGCGUCCGUAAUUCAUCGUCUAUCGUCUCCAGAUCGAAGAAGUAUGAGGUUUGAAUACCUGAUGCGUUUCACAGAGAAGAAACAAGACCAUUGCGGAAGGACAGUUUCACACCCAGGCGUGGGAACUUGUAAAUAAACAAUAAAUCAACCAAUCAUUAAAUAUUUUAUGUUUUUGAAUAUAUUUCAACGUUGGUCCAAAAGAAUUUUAUUUGGGUUGCGUCGAAGUUUAAAUUUUUAACAAAAUGUUGGUAAGUGUUGGGUGAUUUUUGAUGUAUGAAACGGGCAGGAGGUAAGCUUUUACCUACUGAAAAGAUUAACAAUUUCUGUUACCUUUUUUUCAAAUUUUGGUGUCAAGUGAUCAAUUGGUGUUGAAUAACUAAGCCUUUCAUGACCAGAGUAUACUAGCUGCAUAACUUCGAGUUUUUUGAGGUGAUAAAAUGUACACAGAACAAAUAAAUCCCUAACGUAACGUUAGGGAUUGUGUUUCGAAAAUUAAGUUCAACAUUUCAUGAAAGAUAUCUGAUAAGUUCUCCUCAAAUUUUAUUUCAUCUUGCGGGGUUGUGUAUAAAUAUACCUUCAUGUAAAAAUCAUGAAACGUAAAUUGUAUCUGUUUUACUAGCUUUCAGUAGUAGGUAUCUGGACUUAUUUAAUCAAUGAUUUAGAGCAAGCCCCUAAGACCUUAAGAAGCAAAAGAAGCAGAGGAGAUUUUUUUUCUUAAAUUGAUGCCGUCUUCAAGCAAUAUUAUGCUAUCACAGUUAUAAAAACGUGCCACCACUGAUACCUGCGUACGCAUUCAUGCGGGGGGUUGCUUCUGCCUAAGUGCGCCCUCUGUCGUUUCAGAUCUCUGCUACAGCAUGACAGGGCCGAGCUAUGGUGCUUUCUAAAGUCUUACUAGUAUUGCAAAUUUUCUUUAUGUGUACAGGUUACAAUUAUCAUUUGACGCUGAUUUUCAGUCGUUUCGCGAAUGUUAUUUUGUUUGUUUCCAGUGUUUUGGACUUUAAAUGAUGGAACUGUCGUACGAUUGGGCUUUCACUGAGGGGGAAGUUUUUAACCAAAGAAAACGAAGAAUUAGCCUAAUGUGUAAAUUAAUGUACUUCAUCAGAGGGAGACAUUUCCGACUAACAUUAGACUAGAAAUUUAAAUUGAGUAUUAACGUUUCUUCAGAACUUAAACUUUUACUCGCUUGACUUGCGAUUUUUGUUCUCAGCAUUUUAGUUUUAUUGUUCACAUGUACUAAUGUGGUUUUGGGUUUCAUUAACGAAAUUAAAGUUUGUGGUAACAGCUUCUCACUAAGCAGCUUACGAUUGUGUGAUAGAAUUAUAAAAAGUUUUGAAAUUCAAAUUUGCGUUACUUUAAGAGGGGUCUUUUUAUUAACUGAUACGAGUGUCAGAGAAAGAGUUCUUCCCCCUUCAUGAUUAUGUUUGACCUACUAUGAGAGAUGGAACGCACCUUCAGUGGUACAUAGUUUACAGACAUCCCGGAGGGCGCAUCCAUUUCUUUGGUAGGUUAAGGGGAAGGUUGUAACGUUAUCAUAAGUGUAGUGUUUUACCAGCAGGUCUGAGAUUUAGGGUGUCGGCUCUGGAAAAAGUACAAUUGCAAUCUAACGUUAGGUGGUACAACACUUUUAAAUGCAGUUGGUUUUAUGUUAAAAUACGUGAUAUUUUCAUUUGCGCACUGCUUUACCUAACCUUAAAACGUUUGAUAUAGGCCUCACAUGGCGUCGUGGAGACAUGCUUACAUCUUCGUAAGAAGUCGUCUCUAUUCAAAUACAUCAGUCCGUCCUUAGUGGUGUUCUGUGUGUUUUUGCGUUAGAAGCCACGAGCACAGAUUUUCAUAGGGCCUAUAAUACGCCUGCGCACUUGUAGGACGACGACGAGAACAAGUUAAACUUAUAAAUCCACUGGUUGUCGAUUCGAUUAUGACACCGAGGAAGAACGAGAGCUUGAGUUUGUUAAGGGUUGUCGGUGUAAUGUUGAUGUCAUUUUGUGAGGAUUUAUUUGGAGCCACGAGAAGGGUAAAGGGCGGUUCGGUACUUGCCACGAAGGUGAAUACAAACACAAGAUUGUGACGUCAAAAAUCCAAUUUUCACGAUGUGAAUUCGCAGAAGUUACACUUGCAAUUGUUUUGUGACGUCAAAUUAUAUUUGCCUUCGUGUUCGCCUGAAAUAGUGAACGUAUGCAAUUUCUGUCGAAACUGUUAGAUGAAGGUUCAGAGACAGGACGACGCUUGGUGAUGUUGGUAACCAAGGCAACAUAAUGGCUGUCACUGUAACGAGUUUUGUGGGUGAUAAUUAAUGGAUUAUGACUGUGGUGUGAGAUUAUUGAAGGCAAAAGGGCCGUGACGCUAGCUGUCAAAUGAUUGUGGUGAGUAUGAUUGUGUUGAUUAUCGUGCUCUUGGUGAAUUAUGAAGAAAAACGUUGCGAGGAGUGGUAAUGUUGGUGACAAAAAAGAAAUGAUGACAAGGGCUGUGACUGGUACCGAUGGGAAUGUGAUAAUGAAGAUGACAGUCAUGUGAUCGAUAGGUGAUCUUGAAAAAAAGGUUGAUGGAAUCAAAACUCUUGUCAAAGUUUGUAUGCUGGCAUUGUAGCUUGCGUUGGGUGAUUUGUUUGAGUGAUCAGCAGAUAAUAACAUGAUAGUCUUGACAUAAUCAGUUUCAGGUUAAUGGUCAUGGUGAUGGGAUCAUGACGUCAUGAUGGAAAUGAUUAUUGUGAUUGCAGUUUUGAAAAUACCUUUCACUCAACCAUAAACGGACGCAAAAUUACUUCUCCCACUGCAUCUAGUAAAAUAUGUAGGAUUAUAGAUUUAAUAUGUAAGUCUUGCUAUAUCACAGUUCAGGAAUCUUGACUAAAUAAAACGUUAUGUGUUAGUCUAACGAAAUAACAAAAAUGAAACAAAGGGAUUGAUACAAAUGGGCUUUUCAAAGGAAUAGAAUCUUUGCGACAAAUAUUUUAUCCAACUCUACACAAAUAGUAAAUAGAACACGAGGACGAGCUUUGUUUUGAUAAUAGUAUUUAUUAUGUAAUACGUUACAAUACAUACUUAACUCGAGUUCGCUUUUGUACAAAUUGAAUAUUAUUUACAAUACACGAAAUUUUGGUUUAGUUAAAUUCAUUUCCACGAUUGAAAAAUAUCACACGGAAACCCAUGAAGAUACCCUGUUCUAAGUUGAUAACUCCAACCCCAAGACAAGGACGGAAAAUGAGUAAUGAAUGGACUAGUCUGGGCACAGCCGUGCAUGAAGUAGUCAUGUUUGCUAGCUUUCAUGUGCUGACACCAUUUUGUGCCCAAAGAUUUGCACCCCCCUUGUCGUAACCCUCCUUGCUUAUCAAUGACAACUCUUAAUGCUGUGUUUUUAGUUACAAAGCAUUUGUUACCCCUCAGAUUUCUCCAAACUUUUUAACACCAUGAUAAAAUGUAAUAAUUUAACAAGUGAUAAUGUGAGGUUGUUUAAGUUUAACAAUAUUUAUUUCAAUGGUGUAACUUAUCGAUUUUAAGUAAACAUCCGUCAUAUCGGUAUUAUUUUACUCUAUUUAUCUUUAUUUGAAUAAAUAUGUGGUUAUGAAGAACUAUCAAUCACAAAUUUAUUUCUUAUUACUAUUCACCAGUCAAUAUUUUUGCAUUGCAUUUGAAUAAUUGAUUUAAUAUGUGAAUUUAAUGACACAAUUUUUUUUAUCAAGCAUUUUUUUAAGGUUUAAUGUUUUAAAGGCUACAAAAACUGUGAUGAAUUCAAAAAGGGGAGUAUAAACUCUGGGUUAUAUACACUGCCCUCUAUAGCUCAUGGAUACUAAAAUCUCUAAAAUCUCAAUUUAGUUUAACCACCAAUAGAGGGCCUCGAAAAGCGAUUAUCGAUCGCCAGGAGAAACCACUCAGAAAUUUAAUAGAAAGAAUUACCGCUUCCCCUUACUGCCCAUGGUUUGUAAAUGAUGUUAAUUAUAUCUGUAUUAACAACGCUAGUAACCUAUAGUUUUGGAUAAAUUUGUUUGAAAUAAAACGGAUGGUUAUAAAUAAUA
Molecule: messenger RNA, 7184 nt
Organism: Acanthaster planci (crown-of-thorns starfish)
Lineage: Eukaryota; Metazoa; Echinodermata; Asteroidea; Valvatida; Acanthasteridae
Product: neuronal acetylcholine receptor subunit alpha-10-like
Biological process (GO): monoatomic ion transmembrane transport
Cellular component (GO): postsynaptic membrane
Molecular function (GO): acetylcholine-gated monoatomic cation-selective channel activity; transmembrane signaling receptor activity
Source: RefSeq, a predicted model, not a curated record